This is a messenger RNA of Diuraphis noxia (Russian wheat aphid), 1188 nucleotides long. RefSeq lists its product as uncharacterized. The record is from RefSeq and is a predicted model, not a curated record. NCBI's taxonomy places the organism in Eukaryota, Metazoa, Arthropoda, Insecta, Hemiptera, Aphididae.
AAUAUGAUGUAAAUAAGAAUAAUGUAAAAUACAAUAGGAGUUGAAUGACUUGAAAGAAAACUCGCAGUCGAAUCACCUUUUACAGUGAUUUGAGCGUCUACUGAUAGAUGGAAAGUUUUACUACAAUUUUUGCCAAAAUUAACACUAAAAAGAGUGUGUGAUACACGCUGGGAAUCAAGAAUUGAUGCAAUAAGGCCAAUACGGCAUCAAUUUGGAGAAAUGUAUGAUGCUUUGCUUCACAUUAAAGAAGAUUUGAAUUUAACUGGUUCACAUAGUCUGCAGACAAAAUCUGAUGCAUGUGCUCUCUUAAAAAAUAUCUGUGACUUUAAAUUUAUAUCCUCUGUCAUUGUUUGGUACGAUAUAUUGAGUGCUGUUAACCCAAUAAGUAAACAAUUGCAAUCUAUACAUUAUAAUAUACAAAUGGCCCUUAAAAGUAUAUCAAGUAUUGUAGAAUUUUUAAAAGAAUACCGUCAAAAUGGGUUUUCCAAAGUUAAAAUAGCUGCAAAAGAAAUUGCUCUAUUAAUAGAAAUACCAGGACAAUUUCCCGAAGAAUAUCAAGUACGUAAACGACAAAAAAAAACACAUUUAAGCUAUGAAAACAGAGAUGAAACGCCUCUUCAUAAUCCAGAAAAGAAAUUUGAAGUAGAGUUUUUCCACACAAUAAUAGACACAGCCAUUAAUUCUUUACAAGAAAGAUUUGAUCUGUUAAACCACCAUUGUUUAAAUUUUGGAUUCUUAUWCAAUAUUAACUUAUUAAAAAACUGGGAGCACGAAACAUUAUUAAAUCAUUGCAAAGAUUUGGCUAUUUUAUUAUCAGCAAAUGAAACAUCUGACAUCGACGCAAUAGAACUAUUUGAAGAACUAAAAUUAUUUUGUCAACUUACCGAACCAAAUAGUUCUCCCAACAAAAAUCUUGAGCUUAUUUAUAAUAAAAAAUUACAAGAAAUUUAYCCUAAUAUUACGAUUAGUUUGAGAAUCGUCCUAACGAUUCCGGUCACUGUAGCGUCAGCUGAGAGGAGUUUUUCUAAGUCGAAACUUAUUAAAAACCACCUCAGAUCAACCAUGAGUAAUGAAAGGUUAACCGGGUUAGCAUUGUUAUCCAUUGAGUCCGACUUGGCGCAAGAAUUGGAUUUAGAAGACAUCGUYCAAGACUUUKCUUCAAAAAAAGCAAGGAAAGUUAAUUUUUAG